AGUCCACGUCCCGUCGCAUCUCCGGGGCCAGGAGGAUCUCCUUUUUUUUUUUCCUUCCUCCCCCAAGUAUAGUUUGCCUGUUUUGUUACAGCCAAAGACUUUGAAAUACAACCUAAAGAUGACCACGACAACGACGUUUCAAGGAAUGGACCCUGGUGCUAAAAGCAGCUCCAGGGUACUACGACCGCCUGGUGGGGACUCCAGCAUCACCUUUGGUACCGAUGGCAACACAAGCCCCCGCAAGGACAAGAUGGCCUCUAACAUCUUUGCAGAACCUGACGACCCUCAUGCUCAUCGGAGGAACAACCCACCCACUGGGGCGCCCACGGGAACCCUGUGUGGGGAGCCCUCUGCCCCUCUGAGGCGGUGUCAGCAGCCUCUCCUCUUCCCCAAAAACCCUCAGCCGGAACUGACCACCAUCCACAACUCUGGGGCCGCCAUGGUCUGGAACCAGAGACGAGAGGUUGAGAAUGGAGAAGAGCAAGCAAGAGAUGAAUGUCCCGAAGACGAGGAGGAGCCGGAGGAGCAGGUGCAGGGGGAGUCGUCACAGCCCCCUGCACCCUCGGGAGGUGCCAAUGCCGCCGCAGGCGGCCGGAGAAACCCUCCUGGUGGCAAGUCCAGCCUCAUCCUGGGUUGAGACCACUCCUUUCUCUUUUUUUUUUCUUUUUUUUUUUUUUCAUUCAAACAUUUUUUGUUUCAAUUUUUUUGAUGAUAAAUACCCUCAUCACUUUUUUCCUCCUCAUCAGCAUUUCACGACCCUCCCCUCCCAUGCGCUCACACUGUUACGUCCAUGGACCCUCGUGUCCUCUCCCUCCACCCUCAAACCUUUUGUUUUGAUCCUUUUUUUCUAUUAAAACAAAAAAACUGUUGAUAAAGCACUUUAUGUACGCCCCUCACCCCCCUCCCACUCCAUUUCAGCCCAUCCUGUAGAGCAUUACGCCUGCUGGGAAAGGCACGACAUUUAGCUUGCCCCUCAUCUCCCCCCGUUGUAAAUGGUAAAAGACAAAAAUGAUAAAGAUUUGAUGCGUGGAUUUUAAAUACAAUAAAGAUUCAUAUGAAAUUUC
Molecule: messenger RNA, 1064 nt
Organism: Cololabis saira (Pacific saury)
Lineage: Eukaryota; Metazoa; Chordata; Actinopteri; Beloniformes; Belonidae
Product: jupiter microtubule associated homolog 1-like
Exons: 5
Coding region: 119-637 (172 amino acids)
Cellular component (GO): nucleus
Source: RefSeq, a predicted model, not a curated record